This is a messenger RNA of Diprion similis, 4262 nucleotides long. RefSeq names its product serine/threonine-protein kinase D3 (gene PKD). The transcript is spliced from 14 exons. The record is from RefSeq and is a predicted model, not a curated record. Gene Ontology annotation, molecular function: ATP binding; protein serine/threonine kinase activity. Gene Ontology annotation, biological process: protein phosphorylation. The coding region runs from base 716 to 3286 and encodes 856 amino acids. Lineage: Eukaryota; Metazoa; Arthropoda; Insecta; Hymenoptera; Diprionidae.
UCUAAUCAUUUAGCGGCAUGGAAACCACGACCGAUCGACGGCACGCUGUCAGUGGUGAACGGGGAUAAAUAGAUUAUAUUCCGAUUUCGACGGUUCCACUCGCGCAAGUGUGUGUAAACCAAUGCAGUCUGGGCACAGACGAUCGACGAAGUUGAACCCGUUAGCUUUCCGCCUUAUAAACAGUAUACGCAAUAUUGACGACACGAUGGGUCUGACGAGGUGCAGUGUUAAUUGUAAUUUGAGAAAUUUGUGAAACAGCAAGUGUCGAGUGUACGAGACAGUAGAGAGUAGAACAUGAUCAAGCUGUGGAGAACGAGUGCAGCAUAGCCGUGCGUAACAUCAAACUUUGAGGAGUUUAUGAGCAGACCAGAAGUUUGGGCUGUUUCUCGUACCGAGUAACAUUCAAUAACGAUUUCAGACUAUUCCUCCGUUUGUAUUGUCAAACCGAGCUCCUUUUCUUUCUCAAUUGCGCUGGUUUUACGCCUGUAAUUAUACCGUUGCUCGUUAAUACUGCAAGACCCCUUUUUUUCUCUAACGUAUAUACAACAACACGACCGUCGAAAGCUGUCGUAAAAACAUGCGAGAAACAUAUGCAUUCGUAUCCGCCUCGGUUUUCGAACAUUACGUAGCUUUAAAACGUAUACGUCUCGCAUCCGUAUAACUACCCUACACACUCCUCUACAUUUCGCUUCAAUGAAUACACGCAUUUGAAUGAAUGGACCGAAGAUUUGCCAAGACGUUAUUUGAUACUGCUGCAAAACCCCUAAAAAUGGAUUGGACACAAGUUAUAAUGGAGGGACCUGAGGUGACGUUUUUAUUCCAGUUCGGGCUGACUCGCAAUACCGUAACUGUUGAGGCUAGCGCUCUCACAUUAAAAGCUCUGAAAGACUUUGCCUGUGAUUUUAUCAACGAUAAGUGUCCCGAUCAUGGCUUGAGCCGUCUAAAUGAAAGGCUGCUCUUGUUUAAACACGAUUAUAAUUCAACAAAUAUUCUUCAACUUAUUACAAAUGCUACCGAAGUUGUGGACGAAACAUUGGUUGAAAUAGUAUUGACUGCACAAGUACCGAGUGAGGAUGUACUUAUACGACCACAUACCCUGGCGGUUCAUUCGUAUAAGGUUCCAACUUUUUGUGAUUUUUGUGGUGAAAUGUUGUUUGGUCUAGUUCGUCAAGGACUUAAAUGCGAAGGAUGUGGAAUGAAUUAUCAUAAACGAUGCGUCGUUGUAAUUCCUAACAAUUGUUCCAACGAUGGUAAUCAAAGGAGACGCAGCUCUACGUUCUUGAAUGUUCCCAGGUCCCCGAGCCAAGGUUCGACUAGCAGUUUGGCUAGUGGUAGCGAUGACACUGCUAAUCUUAGCACAAGUACCGCAUCCCACUCAAGCCAAAAUAACAGCACGCUUACUAUCCCCAACAUAUUAGUUCCCAAACCAUCACGUUCACCAUUGUUGGGGGGGCGUCCACCUUGGAUAGAUCGUGAAAUUGGAAAUCGUAUUAAAAUUCCGCAUACUUUUGUAGUGCAUACUUAUACUCGGCCCACAGUUUGCGGAUUAUGCAAAAAACUAUUGGGAGGAUUAUUUAAACAAGGUUUACAGUGCAAAGAUUGUCAGUACAAUACUCAUAAAAAAUGCAUCGACAAAAUUCCUAAAGAUUGUACUGGCGAGAUUCCUAGAGAUAGUACAGGUGGGGAAUAUCGAGACGGUGGCGAAACCGAAGGGCGAUACGGUGGUCGUAAUGAAGAAGGAGACGCUGACAGUGCCACCGAAUCUCCAUUGCCCCCAUUGCAUACUUUGUGUGUGACUGAUGACGGUAACCACAAUGGGGGAUUAAAUUCUGAUCUCAUUCCAAGUCAUGACGAAGUCUCGUCUGACGAAUUUCCAAAGACCAGACCCUCGAGUUCAUCGCCAAGUAACAACAUUCCGCUGAUGCGAAUAGUUCAAAGUGUUAAACAUACAAAACGACGCGGUUCUAAAGUUCUGAAAGAAGGUUGGAUGGUGCAUUUUACUAGUCGUGAUUCGACGAGGAAAAGACAUUAUUGGAGACUAGAUACGAAAGCUAUUACACUGUUUCAAAGUGACAGCGGACACAAAUAUUACAAGGAGAUACCAUUGGCGGAAAUUUUGUUUAUUGAUAUUGCCAGAACGACACAUUCCACAGAUUCUAUGCAUUGUUUUGAAUUGAGAACUGCAAACGUGGAUUAUUAUGUCGGUGAAGAUCCAUUCUACGGCGGAGCCACUGGACAGAUGCCUCCACAAGAAAGCGGCGUCGGAGCGCACUUAGCUAAAUCAUGGGAGACGAGUAUUCGGCAAGCUUUAAUGCCUGUUACUUCUGCAUCGUCACCGCAAGAGCAACAGUCUAUGGAACCUGAUGAGCGUGUAGUCGAUAUGUCACAACUGUAUCAAAUUUGUCCAGACGAAGUAUUGGGGUCUGGUCAAUUUGGGAUAGUGUACGGUGGUACAUACCGCAAAACGGGUCGCGCCGUGGCGAUCAAAGUAAUUGACAAACUUCGUUUUCCCACAAAGCAGGAGGCACAGCUCAAGAACGAAGUUGCAAUUUUACAAAAUCUUUCGCACAGCGGUGUCGUUAAUUUGGAGCGAAUGUUUGAAACGCCAGAACGAAUAUUCGUUGUGAUGGAGAAGUUGAAAGGAGACAUGCUCGAAAUGAUUUUGAAUUCGGAAAGGGGACGCCUCAGUGAAAGGAUUACAAAGUUUCUUAUAACACAAAUAUUAGUCGCGCUGAAACAUUUACACAGUAAAAAUAUUGUCCAUUGUGAUCUGAAACCAGAAAACGUAUUGCUCAGUAGCAACAGCGAUUUUACUCAAGUAAAGCUUUGCGAUUUUGGAUUUGCAAGGAUCAUUGGAGAGAAGAGUUUCAGAAGAAGCGUUGUUGGUACUCCUGCUUAUUUGGCUCCUGAAGUAUUGAGAAAUAAGGGAUACAACAGAUCACUGGAUAUGUGGAGUGUUGGCGUUAUUAUCUAUGUCUCACUUAGCGGCACGUUCCCAUUCAAUGAGGAGGAAGAUAUCAACGAACAAAUUAAAAACGCAGCUUUCAUGUAUCCGCCAAAACCAUGGAAAGAAAUAUCUUCUGAUGCUAUAGAUCUAAUUAAUAAUCUGCUGCAAGUUAAACAUCAAAAGCGAUAUACCGUUGACAAGAGUUUACAGCACGUAUGGUUACAGGAUUACCAAACAUGGUGCGAUCUUAGAGAACUCGAGCAACAAGUUGGGUGUCGUUACUUAACUCACGAAAGUGACGACGCCCGUUGGAUGUCCUAUGCUAAUCAACAGGCAUGACAAAACUUCUCUCCGACUAUAACCAUUGAACCACCAACAUCUAUGCUACACAAGGGAUGGGCGCGAAGUGCUCGUGCUACCCUCAGACGGUUCAUUCGCACCUGACAAAGCAGAAACGUUUGAAACGCAUUUCAUUUUACAUAUUUCCGUCAAGUGAUAUUGAAAGCAAUUUAUUCCUGAAAUAGUAUUCAAUGUUUUUCGAAACAUUUUUGGCAAAUCUCCCAUAUAAUGAAACUGCGAGCCCUUGAUUAGUAUUACAUACGUUACAAUAAUGCAAAAUAACCGCGAAUCUUGGUGUAUUUUAGAAUAAUGUCACAGUGAGCAGAGCAAUCGCAUUUUAGGUGACAUUUUUUUUAAUCACUGCCUUGUGUGACCCUGGGCUUUUAGGUAUAUUCAAUUUUUUUAUUUGUUGAAAUUGCUCUAUCGAAUGAAAAAUGAAACCAUUUUUAAAAAUACCCGAGAUAUGCGUCCGUGAAAAGCUUGCAGCUUAAUUUACAUAAUAAAAUUGACCAAACUCCUGAUAAUUACCGAAUGAUUAACUUUGAUACCAUUGCAUUUAGCAUUGUCAGAUGCCAACUUCCCGAAUUUAGAUGAGAUUUUUACCAUAGUUAGUUUUAAAAAUAAAUGGACGGAUUAACGGAAAUAUAACGAUAGUUCGAUAGUUGAAUCAUGUUUAAGACGAAUUACUGAAAUUUAUAAUAUAGAGAAAAGAUUCGAGCAUUUCUUGAGAAUUGUUAAUUGAAGAAUUUUCCUUCGAAUUUCAAGUUAUUGUUACAUUAAAUUUUUUACUUGUCUUCAUUUUUUUCUUAUACGAUAAGAUUUGCGGUUGUUGAUUCAUCCAUUUUUCUCAAUAAUUUUUGCACACAAUGAGCCUUACACAUAAUGAGUUUCCAUUUUUAGGAAUGGAAUCUUUAUAAACAUCGGCUCUAUUAUUCCAUUUGAGCUGAGAUGAAAAAAAUGUCUUAAAAAAAAAAAA